GGGGGCAGGAAAACGCAUCAGCAGUGUGUCAGGCUGAGAAUACUCACGUGUUUAUUAGGGCGUUCGGGGAUUCGUGUUUUAUGAGGGUGUUGCAGAGUUUAGAAAGCUCUCUUGUGCGGCAUGCGAGCAGGAGCAGAAAAGGUCCUUUAUGUGAAGGAGCCUCACAAAUCACGAAAGCUGCAUUUCUUUAAUGCUUUUGGCUCAAUCACUGCAUAAAAAGUUUUUAACUAACUUUUCAGCUGGUUGAGCUGCUUGGACUCAGAAUGGAGCCUUUGUGCUUCCUGUCCUAAUUAGGAAUUAAUUUUUAAUUAUGUCGGCUGAACAUUUUUUAUGAUGAGUGCCCGUGUUAGCCCGGGGUUCCUCAUUAUUCCUUUGACAAUGUGUGGUACUGGUUCAUGUAAUAUUAUCUGUCCUGCUGCGUUGUUCCUGUCUUUGUUACCUAUCUGAGUAUCAAAGCGUUUUGGAUAGCCUGGUGUAACUUUGAUUCAAGCUUGAUCUGCUUUACUUGACUCAGUCAUUCAGACCUAUUUCUGCAGCAGGGGAAUAGCACUUUCUGGAUAGUUUCUUGCUUGUGCUGCAGUUUGCUGUUAAAGGUUAGCAGUCACAUUAAGAAUAUUUUGCAACUCUGGAAAGAGGGCCCUCAGCCUGAGUGAUAGUUCUGAUGAACUUGGGUCACCAUUCCUAAAGCUGAAAGGUGGUGAGUGGUGCUUCUGCUGUAGGCUUUGACAUGGGAAUGUAUCGAGUUCCCUUUACUUUGAAUUUGAACUAAUAGUUCAGCAAAGCCAAAUCUCCGUGCAGUGCUAUCACACAAUGCUGUGGUACAAAAGAGCUUCUGUUGAUUUCAUGGCAGUGUUAUCUGGCAGAAUCUGGCCACAGACACUUUUUGUCUUCAGCCCAGCUGAGUGGAACUCCAAGAGCUGCUGACAAUAGGAAGUAUUUUUGGUGGGGAACGCAUGGAAAAGGACUGUGGCUUCAAUACAAACAAACAAGGUUAUAGUAUGGGAUGCCGCCACCAAGGCGGCACUUACUGGAUGCGUAGGUGGAAAUUGCAGCAUAUACUUUGGCGUGCAAUUCAUUACGGUCACUUCCUCGUUAUGUCCAUCCCUCACAUCUCUGAGCUCAGGGCUGGGAGCGGCUCCGGGCGCUGCGGCAGAGCCAGGAGGUCGCUGUUGGCUGCAGGGGCACCAGGCUGCAGCUGUUGGCACAGGGCCCCGUGGGCUGGCUGGGCUUUGGCCACUGCCCGCCCUAUAGCCAAAUGCAGCUCUGAUUGCGUCCGACAUCAAGUUGGCUGCAGUGGCUCUGAAGGGGAGUUUUGGCUUGCUGUCAAUUCAAACUCAAUCAUUUGCAGAGAAUUGGGAAAAAAAAAAAAAAAAAAAAAGUGGUGUAUUAUGACUUCAUAGCACUGUUUGUUCCUACGCCCCACCAGAAGUGGUAAGGGAAGCGGGCACCUUCCUAUUGCAGCUGGGCUGCUGAGGCAGGGCAGUGCAGGGAGCCCGUGGCCGAGUCCCAGGAGCCUCAGUGCCUGUCCUUCCUUCUGGCCACGUUUCCUUGCUGCCCUGAGAAGAUGAAUUUCAAGUAGUUUGUUUGACAAUACCAUAAACACAUGUCUUUUAAGAAUGACUUGUUUGUAUGCAAAUGGAUUGGUUUUAAUGACUGUCCGGUUCCUCAGUGCGGGCUUUAUGUUUGAGCAACAGCAUCAUUUGUUUGUAUUUCUGCCAAAUGAUGGUAUUUCUUCCUAUGGAAACCUCUGCUGUAAUCAUCAGAACACAAAGUAGCCCAUGUUUGGAGAAGUGGCAACGUGCAAGGCCUUUCUGCUGUGUUUCCAAAAAGCCAGGUUUUAAAGUAGUUUUGCCAACAAGAACAAACUGACAGGUUUUGUUAUUUUUUUCAGGAAGCACCAAUAGCUGUAGAGUCUAACAGGGGAAAGUGGGCUCCUGCGAUGCCUCCAGUGUAGGGAGCGGCUGCUGGUAGAGAUAUUGCUGUGUGCCACAUGGGAACAGACCACAUGCUGGACGCUUUGGUCAGUGCAAACAUACCGCAAAGUAAUUGCCAGCACCAAAUGUCAGGGUAGUUCAGACACCAUUCCACCGCAUGUACCGUGUGUGUGAGAACUCAGAUAAGGGUGCAGUGCCAAACUCAUGGGAUUUAGGAGUUGUGAAUUCCAGCCCUGAAUAUUUUAUUUCCCUAUCAGUCUUCUCUGUUUUCCAGCCUGGAUGUCCCCUCUCAAUUAGAUGAUGAAGUAGGGCGAGUUUAUCUGCAGUGCAGGGCGCUCUGGGCACGAGUUGAGGCUUAGCCCUUGCAGUGGACAUGUGCAAAGCCAUGGUUUCCAAGUCUUAUGAAUUAAAAUUAGCCAGCUGUGGGCAGCUAUUUACAGUGCAGUAAGAAAUGCUUCACCCAUACAGCGGCCAAAUUUGGGGGCUCGGCAAGGCACUGCCACCAAGUCCAAGACAUGAACUCCUUGCUUCCUGUAAUUGCUGCAGCCUCUGUUAAGUGUGCACUGUGCUCUCUUCCUUUAAUGAAGAUGAAUGUGCUAUAAAUCAUGUAUGGGAACCAGCCCAGAGACCUACUUGCAGCAGUAUUCCCAAAAGGCAUUUCAUAAUUUAUUCUAACACAUGCAGUAUGUUUAAAUCAGCAAGGAUUGCUGGGUAAGCCCAGCCCAGCGCUUUCUGCUGUUGAUAGAUCUCUGGCGUGCAGGACUGCACGGUCCCAGUUGGAAGUUCCUCGGUCUCCCCCUGCCCUUUCUACUUAGCACAGUGCUGCCGGGGCUUGGGGCUGCAGCUCCAGGGCUGGGCUCUGUCUCUGAGGGGUCUGAUCCAGCCUCUGAGACACACAAAUGUGUCCAGGUGGCGAAUAACUUCAGUGUCUUUUCUGGUUGGCUUAAGAGAUCUCACCAACUUCUUGUGCCUUCCAGUUGUAAGUCUCACUUUUUCUGCAACCUUACCUCUCUCCUACCACAGUGCUGCUCCUCCUUUCUCCCUCUGGUCUGUUAUUUAUGCCCUCCCCCUACUGAACGAAUAAAUUCUUGCUAUUAAUUGCCAGUCCAGCACCCAGGGGCCCUGUUUCUCGUGCAAGGCUGUGGACAUUACUUUGAAACAACUGAUGGAUGAUGGCAAUUGCUUCAGUGCAUGGCAACACAGUUGACUAACAGCCGGAAGAGUAAGGUAGCAGAGGGCCUGACUUCUGGAGACAAACACCUGCAGCCUGCACACACAGCUCUUCCAAACCACAGUCACCCAUGUACAGAGCAAUGAGUGGCCAUGUCAUUGCCAUACUGGUGCACAGCUGUGCCCAGGUGUGGGGCACAUCUUCGGGCCUCUCUCGGCAAGGACAUGGUCUGCUGGGCUGGCAGUGUCGAGUGCUGCCUGCCCAGAGGUGUCUUUCCCUUCAAAGUUGGGCCAGUCCCCAGUCUGGGGACAGCAGGUGAUGGUCCUUGGCUAACCUGCUGCGUCAUACUGGGCUCUUGGUACCGAGCUGGUGCUGGCAUACUUACACAGAGAGAUGGAAUGAAGGCAGGGACUUCAGUUCUCUCUGUCUGUUUCACUGUGUGUGCCUUUUUCAGUCACCAUGCCUGACAGAAGCUGUGCCACAGGAGCUCUGAGCACAGGCUGCAGCCAGCACCAGCAUUUGCCACGGUGCUCAGCAGCGCAGUCCCUUCAGCUGGUGGCAGGAGUGCAUCUGUUCAGAAGUACUCUGUCAAAAGUGAGUUAAGCUGCUCCAAAAGAAUCUGCUUAAAAAUAGCAACAAUCACUUAGCAGUGCUAGAGCGUGGGGCCGGGAAGCCGUGAGGAGCCAGGAGCAGGUUUAUUCAGGGUCGUAUCAGAGAUGCACACCCCUGAGUGCUACAGGAUCUGUGAGUGUAACGGUGCAAUGUCUCCCCAGGCGCUCUGAGGCAGCCCAGGGUGGGAGAGCCCCGUCUCACUAUGUGUUGCUCCAUCAGCUCCUGCCCGCCCGGCCCGUGUGCAGUGGCUGCAGUCCCUGUACAUGAGGCCUUCCCUCUGCUGUGCCCACCCCACUCCCCAUGCUGCCAUGCUGGGCAGCUGAUGAGUUAAUUUCCUUUGCGUUGUGUGCUGUGUAUCCCUGCCUCCUCCCUGCAUUUCCCCUGAUGAAACCCAAUUGCUCGGGAGCUGCUCCUCUGCGUGGCCAUUUUGGAGUCAUCCUCUGAUUUAAUCUCUUGUUUAUUAAGGCUAAUUUGUGUCCUGUGCUUUCCUUUCCCACUCGGACUUAUUUAUUCUCCUCAGCCCUUUCAGGUCACAUCAAGUCAUCGUGCUGUGCUGCUCAUUGCCCAUGCAUCAACUGAUGUCUCCGGGUAGCUUUCUGCAGCACUAACUAUCUGAUAUUUGGCUGGAAACUCUUCCUGUUUACAUCAGUGAAGAGUUUGGAUCUAACUGGGUUGGGUUUUUUUUUUGUUUUGUUUUGUUUUGUUUUGGUGCUUUUCCAUGUCUCUUUCUAGCAGUAAGUAUAUGUGUUUAUUAUCUUCAAGCGUUUGCAUGUCCCUUCAGGGUACUGUAUUUGACCCUCAUUUUCCUUUGCAGUGAAGAUCAGGUAUUCCUUGCACACCUUCCUGGAUUACAGCAUUCUAUCUUAUUAUUACUAUUUUAUUAUUCUUAGGUGCCAUGUAUUUUUCCAUUAAAUAGCAGAGCUCCUGGUGGGCUUGGGUAGGUGGGCUGUGCGCGGCUCUGCACUUGGACCAUUAUGGUGGGCAAGCAGUGACUGCUGAAGGGAACGAGGAAUCACAGCAGCAUGUGUUUGUGCUGCCAGAAUCUCCUUCACCUAAAUUCCACACACAUCGCUUAUGAGAAAUAAAGCAACCCUGUAACACAACAAAGGCCCCUAAAACUACAAAUGGAGUCUACCAAACGCAGCGGCCACACUGCACGGUGCAUCCUUUGGACUGCCCCUGGGGAGAGCUGUGCGCCCAAACCGUGUUGGUGGGUUUCAGUGUACUGCUGAGUCAGGAAGGUGAGCUCUUAGAAUGUGACAAUGAUAGGCGGUGAUUGUGGUGAGCACUUACAGUAUUAGUCAAAGGGCAUUUCUCAUUAAUUGUCCUUGGGAGUAUUUUUGUUACGUUCCCAUGUGGAUUUAUCUUUCCAUCAUAACUUACCGGGGAGUUUCAGUGCUGGUUUGAUCUCAAGGAUGCAUUGCACAACACCCUUUGGUAUCAGUGGCUCUGCCUGUGCAUGCUUGCCUGGUAGCUGAUUUUUCAGAGGAGCUGGUGACGUCAGCCCAGACAUCCGAGGUGAAGAUAAAGCCCUUGAUCUGCCCAUAGCACCCACAGUUCUGGUUGCUGAAGCGCUCUAGCAGCUUGCACUCAAAACAUGGUAGAUUUAAAACCGCAGUGAGUAUGCACGCAAAUAUUCCGGCACAUCUCAGAAACCGCUAUGAAUGGCAACGGAGGUGAAUGAAACACAACGGCUGAAAGGGCCUGCAAAACCUGAGCAUGGGGAGGAUGAUUCCCGUGACCGAGUUUCGCCAGUUCUCAGAGCAGCAGCCGGCGUUCAGGGUGCUGAAGCCCUGGUGGGAUGUGUUCACGGACUAUCUCUCUGUGGCCAUGCUGAUGAUCGGCGUGUUUGGGUGCACACUGCAGGUCAUGCAAGACAAGAUAAUAUGCCUUCCAAAGCGAGUACAGCCUUGCCAGAACCAAUCUAAUACUUCACAUGUAAUUAGCACAAUCCCAGAUACAACCCCUCUUCCUCCACCCAAGCCAUCAACCCCUCCAGCUACAGUUGAAAUGAAAGGACUCAAGACUGAUUUGGACCUUCAGCAAUACAGCUUUAUUAAUCAGGUGUGCUACGAACGUGCCCUGCACUGGUAUGCUAAGUACUUCCCUUACCUUGUCCUUAUACACACGCUGGUCUUCAUGCUGUGUAGUAACUUUUGGUUCAAAUUCCCUGGAUCGAGCUCCAAAAUUGAACACUUCAUUUCAAUACUUGGGAAAUGUUUUGAUUCUCCGUGGACAACAAGAGCCUUAUCUGAAGUUUCGGGAGAAGACUCUGAAGAGAAAGAUAACAGGAAGAACAACGUAAGCAAAUCUAAUACUACCCAACCGAGCACUGAAGGCACUUUGGUUAAGACACAGUCUUUAAAAUCAAUCCCUGAGAAAUUGGUUGUGGAUAAGGGAACACAUGGGGCAUUAGACAAGAAAGAAGGUGAACAGGCCAAAGCACUGUUCGAAAAGGUGAAGAAAUUUAGACUGCACGUUGAGGAGGGGGACAUACUGUAUGUCAUGUAUGUUCGCCAGACUGUGCUUAAGGUAAUCAAAUUCCUUAUUAUUAUUGCUUACAACACAGCACUUGUCUCAGAAGUUAAUUUUACAGUCGUCUGUAAUGUUGAUAUAGAAGACAUGACAGGAUACAAGAAUUUUUGCUGUAAUCACACAAUGGCACAUCUAUUCUCUAAACUGUCAUACUGCUACCUGUGCUUUGUAAGCAUCUAUGGCCUCACAUGCCUUUAUACUCUAUACUGGUUGUUCUAUCGCUCACUGAAAGAAUAUUCCUUUGAAUAUGUCCGGCAGGAGACGGGAAUUGAUGAUAUCCCAGAUGUCAAGAAUGACUUUGCUUUUAUGCUUCAUAUGAUAGAUCAGUAUGAUCCUCUCUAUUCGAAGAGGUUUGCUGUCUUUCUGUCUGAAGUCAGUGAAAAUAAGCUGAAACAGCUGAACUUAAACAACGAGUGGACUGCAGAUAAACUAAGACAGAGGCUACAAACGAACUCCCAUAGCCAUUUGGAGCUACAGCUUUUCAUGCUCUCCGGAUUACCUGACACAGUGUUUGAAAUCACCGAGCUGCAGUCUUUAAAACUUGAAAUCAUUAAUAACGUAAUGAUACCAGCAACCAUUGCACAGUUGGACAAUCUCCAGGAGCUGUCACUGCACCAGUGUUCUGUGAAGAUCCACAGCGCUGCCUUGGCCUUUCUGAAGGAGAAUCUCAAGAUCCUGAGUGUGAAGUUUGAUGACAUCAGAGAACUUCCGCACUGGAUGUACGGCCUCAGAAAUCUGGAAGAGCUCUAUUUAAUUGGCUCCUUAAGUCAUGAUAUUUCCAAAAACAUUACAUUGGAAUCCUUUCGGGAACUUAAAAGCCUUAAAGUUCUUUACAUAAAAAGUAAUUUGUCCAAAAUACCACAGUCUGCAGUCGAUGUUUCGAGUCACCUGCAAAAAUUGUGCAUCCAUAACGACGGCACUAAGCUGGUGAUGCUCAACAACCUGAAGAAGAUGGUCAACUUGACACAGCUGGAACUGGUUCACUGUGAUUUAGAGCGCAUACCUCACGCAGUCUUUAGCCUUCUCAGUCUUCAGGAGUUGGAUUUAAAGGAAAACAACCUCAAAUCCAUUGAAGAAAUAGUAAGUUUUCAACAUCUGAGAAAACUGACAAUCCUAAAGCUGUGGUACAACAGCAUAACAUACAUCCCAGAGCAUAUAAAGAAACUCACCAGUCUCGAACGGCUUUCCUUCAGCCAUAACAAAAUAGAGGUUCUUCCAUCCCACCUAUUCCUAUGCAACAAAAUCAGAUAUUUGGAUUUGUCUUACAAUGACAUUCGCUUUAUUCCACCUGAAAUAGGAGUUCUGCAGAGUUUACAGUACUUUUCCAUUACUUGCAACAAAGUGGAGAGCGUGCCAGAUGAACUGUACUUUUGCAAAAAACUUAAGACUCUGAAAAUUGGGAAAAAUAACUUGUCAGUCCUUUCACCUAAAAUUGGUAAUUUGGUAUUCCUCUCCCACUUGGAUAUUAAAGGCAAUCACUUUGAAAUUCUCCCACCAGAACUUGGUGAAUGUAGGUCUCUGAAGCGGACUGGUUUCACUGUAGAGGACACUUUGUUUGAAACGUUGCCUUCUGACGUCAGGGAACAAAUGAAAGCUGAAUAAGUAGCUUCCUCUUGCUCAGCUUUACAGAAAUAACGCUUCUACUAAAAACCCUGUAGAAAGUGCAUACUCCGAAUAUGCAUUUAGUUUAUCUUUUUUUUUUCUUUUUUUUUUUUUUGCUUUUUUGAAAAGUCCUUUCUGUACAGACAAAUUUGGAGUAAGGAGUACAUAUAUUUUUAAAAUAAAAUUUUCUUGUAUUUUUUCACUGUUUUAAGAUAUUUUUAAGUUUAUUUUGCCCUGACAACAAGGGUGUUUGUAACUUAAUUUUUACUAGCAAAAGUAAAUGGUUUUGUCUGCUGUUUUCUUUUUUUUUUUUUUCCUCUCUCCCUUUGGUAAAUCCCAAUUGGGAAGUUGUAUUUAAACUGUAUGCUUUGGAUUGCAUAAUUUGUAACAGGUAAUUAUAUUGUCUUCCUGGUUACUGUUAAUCUCUUAGGAUGUGGUCUUCAACAGGUAGUUCUGCAGGUGCUGAAUGCCUCAUUCCUUCUUUUUUUUUCUGAUGGGAACUGAAGGUGUUCAACAUCUACCAAGGUCUGGGUUGACCUUCCUUUAAUUUAUGGCACUGUUUUCUCAGAUGGCCAAAGCAAGUAGAUACGGUUCUUUCCAUACAAGGGCUGGAGGUACUUCCAUAGGUCGGAGGGAGUAUGCAGAACUCCUCCAGGGCCUUUUGGAAAGUGUAGUCCAGGUCUCUGUUUGCGUGCUGUCGGAGCAGGAGGCGCUGACUGCGAUUUCCGCUCCAGAGCCGGAGGAGUGAGGGCACAGGUCAUAGAGGAGUCCCUACAAAAUGACGCAUGCUGAAGAUUUUCAGAACAAUGCAAAGGGAUUCAGCUGCCCAUUUCCUGCUGACGUGAAUGGAAGGGGUGUGAUGAAUGCACAGUGUUGGAAAAGUCAACCCAGGGAGAUAAAACACUAUUUUCAAAAAAUGCUCUACCCAUCCUCCACUUCGUGUCUGGUCCUGCAAGGGAGAAAAGUGUCCUCUGCAUCUUUCAGUCGCUUCCCACAGGGAUGCUUGGCAGCAUGCAGGACCGGGAUCCAGAAAAAGUGCAAUCGUCUUUAGUUUGUGAACCUUCUGGCAAGGAAAUAACAUUAUUUCUAACAGUGAACAUGCUCCUUAUUUGAGCUUUGGUAUUACACUGCCAAGCCCAACAGAGGAACAUUUGCAGAUUUGCAAAAAUGGGAUUCAGUGAAUACAUUAUGAAUACAUUAACUUUUUCAAAGUCUCAGCCUCCAGAGGACAGUGAAGAAGGCUAUGUUUUCCUCUCCCAGAUAGUAAUUAAAUCAGAAAUCCUACACUUGGAGGUCUGACUGCUUUUUAAAAUAAUUUAGUAGUCGAUAAUAAGUCUUUAAUGAUUAUGCUUCAAGUUGGGAACUUUGUCCUCUGAAACUGUUCUGUUGUUUAUUUAUCCAGCCACUUGCUUUCUUCUAGGCAAGUUUGGCAGACAUAGUCCAUGAUAACUCACGUGCUGCUCGCAAGCUAAUUUAAGCUAAUAAAAAAUAACCGUAUGAUAGCAAAGUACUCAGCUGGGAGGAGACCUUUUCAUCCUAUCCAGCAAUGCACAUUUGAGUCAGAUGCAGGCACUGGAUAAAUGCUUUGCAAGGAUACCUAGGAGUAAGUACUUCUUUCUCCAGGAGACAAUGCUGUUUAUAAGUUGCAGAUUGUUCGAGGUUCUAUAAAAUAACUGUUUGACUGUUGUUGGGUUGGUUGCUGUUAAAUGUUUUCUAUCUGCGACCAAGUGUUUUGAACUACCGUUGUUCUGAGGUCUUGAGCUUAUUGUUGUUUUGAGUCAGACUUACACAGAUGGGGAGACAAAAUGAGUGUUUCCCCAUUCAUUCAGGGUGUGAUGCACAAUCCGAUGAGUGGGUUUGCCCCCAGACCCAGUGAGUGAUUUGUUGUGCGUGAGCGUGUUCUGGAGAUGAUCCGUGUGAUUAAUCAAAGCUGGGUCAGGCAUGGAAGAAUCAAAAUGAUUUUUUUUUUAAAGUGGUUUGAUUUAGUUCCGUGAAAGAGCUAUAACUGAUGUAGCUAUUGCAAGAGCUACUCUUACUCAUAUAUGGAAUGCACUUAUUGGAACAGCUUGGCAGUAUAUAUAUAUUCUAAAUGUAUUUCACUUUGAUGUAAUGCAAGGGAGAGAAAUGUUUCGUUGCUCAUAUUAACCUAAUUAUGUAAACCAAAGUGCUGUUGUCCCUGAUGAAUGUAAGCUGUUCAAAAUGUCCAAGUAGUCGGUGGAGCUGUAGAGUUAUCUUACUUAGAUUUGAAAUACGGGAUUACAUUUGGAGUUUUUUAAGAAAAUCUUUAUAUUCCUAGAUGUUGCAUUUUAAGCCUAUAAUUUAUUUUGUGUCUGAUGUUGUUCCGUGUGCAGCGGUCUGUCUUCUGAAUGGAAAUGAUGCACACCUCAUAACUGAAGGCUGGAGAUUUGUUCUGUGCUCUGUUUUUAAAUACAUCGUGUGGAGGAUGUGGGGGUUUUGUUUGCCACUGAUUAUAUUUAUGCCAGUGCAAUCCCUCAUGUGGACGCAGUUACAUGAGUAUAAAGUGCCUUGUGCUGGUAUUUCCUUAUUUACCUUCUGCAUAGGAAUAAACCUUACCAGCCUAAGCACUUUCAAGCUAAUAACUGUAUCUUCCCCAAGGGUUUGGUCUGUUAGGACAGCUUAGUCAAUGGAACAGUUUGCUGCCCCUGAGGAGGGAUUUCCUUGGUGUCCUUCCUCCUCCCCUGCUCCCAUUGCGCAGCAUCUGACUGCUUCGCUCAUACCUUUACAGCUCUGGUGCUUGUCUGUUCCCUCCACAGGACAAAUCAGCCUACUGAGCCAGCAGAAAACAAAGAAAAAAAAAAGGGGGGGGGGGUGGGGGGGAACACGACACAUUUGCUGCAGGCUCAGCUCUCUGAAGGAUCGAUGGACACUGGGGUAGGAGCAGCCAGGGUCUGUGCCAGGAGCAAUGGGUGGGCUGCUUUGGAGAUGCUAGGUCAGCUCAGCACUUGGAGAGCCAUGUGCUGUGUGUGUAGCAGAGUCAGGUGGCAUGGCUUUCAUGGUUGGACAGCCCUCAGGCUUGUGAAUGAAAAAAAUAUCAGAUCACUGUUAAACUGAAUGAAACAAACUCAGGUAGCUGCACUGCUGACUUUUCUAUACUUCCUAUCUAGUCUGUGGGGUGUAUUUUCCAAAACUGUAUUGUAUUUUAGAAGUGCGUCAGCUCAGAGAAGAUUGUUUCCUAAUUCUGUAUGACCUCCUGGAAAACAUAUAAAAGUGCCAUAUUUACUCAGUGAUUCGUGUACUGCUCAUAUGUAUAUUCAUGUGCAAUUGCAUACUAGAAGACUUUUCUGUGAACUAUAGUAUUUGGCUUGGAAUGGAUGGACUUCUUGUGGAUGAUGCUUCAGGCAUGGUUUGUAUGAGUUCAUAUAAUUAAUUACACUAAUCAGGUGCCUAAUAACUAAUACAAUUGCCAGAAUAUAAGAAAGUCAUUUAACAUUAUUGCUUAAAAAUAAUACAAGUCUUCCUUGGUAGCAGAAGCAGAGGUGACAGUGCCUCAAAAAUAAGAAGACAAUCUUAAUUGUGCAUUAAGCCUGAAAAACAAAACUGCUUUGAGAUCAAAAUCGGGUGGUGUGCACUUCCACCUUUGUCACAGUUAGGAUGGAUAUCAUGCUGACCUUGUGCAUCCAACCAGUUCAGCAGCUUCUGCAAAUUGUGAUUGUGAAGCGCCUGCUCCGAGUCUCAUAUCGCAUUUCUGGCACUUGCACUAAUUCUUGUGUUGAGUGGUGACAUGUCCUGUAAGAAUGCCAAGGAAAAACUUUGAGAUUUGACCAAAUGGACAGACACCUUAAUCCUGCAGCAAGGAUCUUAAUUUGUCGAUAGACCUGCCUAGUGUUACGUUGCAAUAUAGUGCACCCAGGAAAAAGUGAAAUAAAACGUUCUUUUAUAAUAAUGAG
Molecule: messenger RNA, 11762 nt
Organism: Gallus gallus (chicken)
Lineage: Eukaryota; Metazoa; Chordata; Aves; Galliformes; Phasianidae
Gene: LRRC8C
Product: leucine rich repeat containing 8 family member C
Exons: 3
Coding region: 5437-7854 (805 amino acids)
Molecular function (GO): protein binding
Source: RefSeq, a predicted model, not a curated record